UUUAUACGCAUACGCAUGUAGUGUCGUGCCGUGUCGUCACUGUCGCACUACUCGCACUUUACUUUGUGAUUUGUGAUAUAUAUACGUGAUACUUCAGUCUGUCGGUAGAAUUAUUUUGAUUUUCGUAGAACUAGAAAUAAUUACUGUACUCACUCGAUAAUCGUUCGUCAGUCAUUAAAAACUCUGUUCAGUGUACCGAGUAAACAGAGUGCCAGUGCCAAGUGUAACAAAAAUGUGCAGUUUAGGGCCUGUUCAAUCACUCUCGAUUUUCUUCCACGAGCUGCAAUCACUGUUGUUUAUGCAUUGAUUUGUUAUCGUAAUAUUAGCUUAAUACCCGACACAUUUCUGCGGCUAUGGAAGUAAACCCUUUAAAUAUUUUCUUCGUGAAGUCUGACAGUAAAGGAGACAGGUUGCUGUUCAGAUAUCCUUACACGUGUGAGAAUAGAGAUGAAAGUAAGCAGAAGAAAUGUGGCCGCCUUAAUCCAUAUGCAGUUAAUUCGGCGGAAGACCUUCUGCAGAACCCACAGUCUCAGACAUCAAACAUUUGCAAAGGACAAUUGAGCGGCUUCACAGAUGAAAUGCUAUCCACCCUGUUUGCUGUGAAAGCCGAGCUGUGCAACAGGAAAUUUGAACUUAAAGUUAAUGAUGUGCGGUUUGUGGGGCACCCUACCCUGCUCCCAUACCGGACAAACAAGGAUGACACUGCGGCCAUGAUACUGAUUAAUAUUGUUUUUGCACUUCAAGCAUCGGCUAGCCAUUCUAUUGUGAAAUGUUACUAUGAUCUGAGUAAAAGACUGGGUAAAGCACUAAGACAUGAGGAAAAAAGAUGUUCAUAUUUAACAGAAGAAAUGAAAAUUAUGUUAGCAGCUCACGACGAAGUAUCAGCGUUAGAUAGCGAAAGUAAUUCCGGCGAGAAUGACGAAGAGGAGGAGAAUUCCCGACAUUCCGUCAGUUCCACCACGUACGGCGCAGACAUGGGCACGGAGUCGCCGCGGUCGGCGUUCCACCUCAUACUGCAGCGGAGCUCCCUGGCCAGGGCCAUGAAGUCGGUGUUCGAGGAGCUAAGCAGCACUGGUCUAGUCCAAGUACGGAUAAACAAGUGGGUUCUCCUCUCCUUCUGUUUGCCCCACAAGGCCCACCAAAUCCACAACAGAGGGCUCAUUAUAGAGCCAGAAACCAUAGACAAAUGUUUGCAGAAACUAAAGCCAUAUCACGGGAUGCUUCUUAUGGUGAACCCGAAUGACUUACUGGCAUCAAUACCUCUGGAUGGAAGCCCAGCGUUGCUGAGGCUUAUAAAGUUGUAUAGUCCGUUGAAAAGUCUGCAGACUAUUGCUAUUGAAGCGGAUUUAAGUCUUACACAGGUUUUCCAGCUGACCGGUCACUUAGUGUACUGGGCGAAAGCGACUGUCAUAUAUCCGCUAUGUGAAGGAAACGUGUACGUUGUGGCACCCUGCGCCAACGUCCACACACAUUCACCGCUGGUCGAAGAGUUCGCCAAGGAGUUCCCCGGGCUGUGUCUGCUGCAGAUGCUAAGCGAAUUCUCGCUUCCGGCGCCACUCUGGUACAUUUCCCGCGGCGGCGUGGGCGGCGGCGGCGGCGGCGGCGGCGGCGGGCAGCGCCUCGGCCGCGUGGUGGCGUGGCUGCUGCGGCGCCGCCUGCUGCUGCAGCUGCACACCUACGUGCAGUUCAACUCGCCGCACUGGGGGCCCGACACCACCCCGGAUGGCAAAGAGUACUUCUGCGAGAAACACGACGGCUACAACAGAUCGUGCAGUGUUUCCUUCUCCUCGCUCAACCAAAUUCAACUCAACGUCCCCGAGCCGGUUGAACCAAGGGUCAGCUCAAACACCUUCCCCGACUCCGACGAAGAUUAUCCCACUGAAAACAACCUUAAUCAAACGGACUUCUCACACACGAAACCAAUAGUGAUAGAAUCUGACCACACAAAGUUUGGUUUCAACGAAGCGGAUUCAGCCAACCACAGCUUCGAUGACGGCGUAGAUGUCGUCGAUGGCCUAUUAAAAACAAAUGGGGAAUUAGAAAAGGACAAGAAAAAACAAGGGAACUCUGUAGAUAGUGGGAUAUCUAAUAACAUUAACGGUGUUGUUACAGAAAAUGGUGUGCACGACCUUAAAUUAACCUCAAGGUUGUCCAAUUUGUCGUUAAAAGACACAGAAAGCACUUUAAACACAAGUAGUGACGAAGAUAGGUUUGAGGACCAUGACGUGUCGCCGAGGACCAAAAAUGUUAACGGGUACACGAAUGGUGUGGAGAAGAAGAAUGGGGUAUCACUUAAUCUGAAGUUACAGAGUGAAAUGAGCUUCCAGCCGCCGACCGUGUGGAGCGUGCCCGCGAGCUGCGACGUGGCGGACGCGUGCCGCCUGCCCGCCGAGCCGCCCAGCACCGAGUCGCUGCUCGACACCUUCACCGCCGGGGAGCGCGCCGCCUUGGCGGACAUACCCGCCUCCAAACACACGGAUGAUCUCUUGCUGCUAGCUCAGCUGCAUAAGAAAGGCUACCUACGAGGCGAGCAGCAUCUCGAAGAAAUAAUGUUCAUGGAGAACGUAACGCGAUCGCAGUUGAUGCAAUUACUGGACAAAUUCAAGGAUGUGCUCAUCACCUUCGAAACUGAGGAUCCUGCUGUCGCUAUGCUAUAUCCCUACCAAUAAUACCCAAUACCGCCAUAUGCCAAUAUGUACCGCCAUAGUCCAAGCAACCAAAAAACAUACGGAUAAAAAUACCUUUGAAAUUCUCCUCCUGCCGUCGCCAUUCUGUUUUUUUCGAAUCGACUUCGGGUACAAAUGCAUUACAAUUUGAACUCUAAGUAUGCGCAGAGAGAGUCCAAUGCUAUAUAUAUAUCUACGAAUAAUACCCAUUUUUACCAGCGUCUCUGAGUAGAAUGCAUUGCAAUUCGAACUCUUAAUAUAUACAGGCAGAGUCGAAGGAACCAAAAAACAAACAGCACACACAAGCAUAUAUGGAAUAUUUUACAUAUUCUGUCUGUUAAAGCGGUUGUCAAAAUCGAAGUGUGUACGUUUCUUAGCACGAAUGAAAAGUAUUGAUGAUAUUAUAUCAACUGCAUAAUUUAACACUUGUAACUGAAUGACUGAUAUUAUCAUUGUUAAAUGUUUAAAGUAAUUUUAACACUAUUUAGAUAUUUAGUUGGUCUAAAUGUAGCAAUUUAUCAUGUUUUUGUAACACCUAUGUCAUAGGCAAAGGAAUAAAAGAAGCUUAAAGUUGUGCAAAUUAUUUUAGUCACGUCUAAAAAUAUGCACAAAGUGCCAAAAAUAUGUAUACUCUACCUUAAUAUAUGGGCAAUAAGGUCAUGUAUACAUAUUUUUGGCACUUUAUCCGUAACGGUAUUUUUAGACUAUAUAUAUUUUUAUCUAAAGUUAAUAGCGAAGUAAGUACGACCAAACAAUUUGAUUCCUAGACCAUUAUAGUACCAUGUCCUAAUGAUUUGAUUUAUGCUCUACGAACUACGACAGUGCUUAUUGGGUGAUGUAUGUCAUGUUAUAUAGUUGUUAAAGCGACGAAGUUCUUUAGUGACCUAGGAAUCAAAUAACUUGACUGUACGGCACCAUUAUAUAUUUUAAGGUAACUGGUUGCCAAACCUUAAGAGGCUGUCAAUACCUAAAGCGCGCACACUGUCUAUUUGUAUCGGAGUAAAUGAGGUAGCACUGUCGCAUGUUACUGGGCCUGGGCAAGGGAAUAAUAAGAAAAAUAUUUAAAUAAAAAAAGUGGAUUAUUAGUGUAAUAUUUUACUCAACAGCGGUUUAGAUAUAAAUGUUUUGAAAUUGUGAUUUUAAUUGGAGACCCAUAAGUCAAAACAAUAAAGACAUAGAACCGUUUAAUUGUGAUUUUAAGACCAAUCUUUGCAAUUAUUUUCUAUCGAGCCGAUUUCGUUCAAUCAUGUAUCGAGUACAACCACGGUCUUUGAAAUAUAAUUAAUAUGAACAUAUAUUUUUCUUACUUGACUAAAACAAAUGGUCUUUCUCAAAAAACUGUUUAAGUAACAUCAAUUUCAAGGACAUUGGGUGUUGACAGCCUCUUAAACGCGUGGCAACCUGGCAACCAUGUUUAUCUGUACAGCGCCAUCUUUUUCAGUCAUCGAACUUACUGGUAUAAUAAUUUGCGCUACUAUGUGUCUUAGUACCUAUUCAUUUUCCUAUGACCUACAUCAUCAAAAAAUCAUCCACUGCUUAACAAAAGCGCAAGAAGGUCCUAACAUGAACACGCUUUUGUGUAUACCUUGUUGGGAACAUUUUCGACAGUUGUAAGGUCUGACGAGUAAUAUACCCGCCAACUGCCACUAAGUUAAAUUUAAACAUUUUUUUUUUUUGUUAUAUUUGUUAACUGUUCCGGGCAUUUAAUCCUGUGGUUGGGGGUGAUCAGAGGCGGCGUUAGGCGUGGGCGACGUGGGCCACCGCCUACGGCCUCGCGUCCGAGGGGCCUCGCGCCUCAAAAAAGUACCUAUAUCUCGGACACAACGUAAAAAUAUUCGCUCUUUUUUGCGCCACCAGAGGGCCUCGCGAAAUGUACCGUGACCACAAAAAAAUUUUGGUCUUGCCCCGCCACUGGGGGUGAUUUUAUUCAAUUAUAAUUAUCUAAACUUAAGUCUAUUCCAUUCGCUCUUUUAACCAAAAAAUACUAUGAAACUGGUCGACCAAUGGAUGUAGAUCGUGGUGUAUCUAUGGAAAUUUGUAAUUCCCUAGCGAUUGCGUCACAUAUUUUUUUGUUUUGUAGUUUUAAGAUUGGAAUAGACUAAGAUCUGAACUAAAUUUAAGUGUUCAAAAACGUAUUACGAGUCUAUUAGCUUUUGUCAGUAAAUUUCGGCCUUAUUACAAUGAGCAUAAGUUACAUUAUCCAAAUUAAAAAAGAAUGCCCUUCUCAUAUUGCUCGAUUGGCUAUAAAUAGGUGUUUGUGUAGUCCACAAGUAAAUUCAAAAUUGUCAAGCUUUAUUUAUUAAUGUAGUUAGGACUAUAUCCAAUUUGGCGUAAAAGCUAAAUCGAUAAUCUGAGUCGCAAUGUUACCCACUAAGAAAUUCGAGAAAUAUUUUUUAGAACAUUGUACUCUAAUUGGCUGUUUUAGUCGUAAGUAUAAUUAGCGAAUAUUCGAGAAUUCAGUGAUUAUAGAUAUAUCGCUAUGUAUUUUUGUUGGAAUUAAACUGUUAAAUUUAGUUGGCAGCUAGGUAUUGCCAAGUUAUAACGACCUGUAUUUAGUUCGCUUUAAUAUGUCUAAUUAUGUAACUAUCGUAACGAGCUGCAGAAAUUAAGCGGGCGAAGAGUUUAUAAUGAUUUGAACACAACCUUGGCUGACCCCCCCCCCCCCCCCCCCCAAAGCCCAUGCAUAACUUGAUGAAGUCCGUUUAUCAUUCAUAGAUUAAUCAAGUGAAAGGAAUAAAUUAUUACUUGUUUCCAACUUGUGUAGUUUGUCUUGUUCUUAUUUACUGUUUGUAACAAAAGAAAAAUCAACGUUUCAUAUAGACAAAGGGAAUUAAUACUUUGAAUGCCUUGUUCGCUUACUUUCUUCAACUACUACAUAACCGAUGUAUUACCAUUGUGGGUUGUAAACAAAAUGUGGCUGAUAUCACAAGUAACUAAAUCCUUUUAUUUGGAUUUGAGCACGUCUAUGUUUUCGUUUUUUCCUAAAUUAUUUUAUUUGUAAUAAAAUAUUUAUAGUAAAGGAAACUCGUUUUAUUUUAGGACUUACAAAAAGGUCUUACUUCGAAAUAACGGUCGUUCGCUCGAAUAUGAAAAAGCGAUGAAGAUGAUGGUCACCACGAAUUGCCACGAAUAUCGAAAUUGUUAGAUGUCAGAGAUCUUUACUUGUGUAUUUUACUUCUCAAAUUUCCCCAGAAUUAAGAUGCAAUGUUAUUAAACAGUUGAUAUAGAAAGGGCCUUACAUACAUGCAAAUUUAAUAAGCGCCGCGACACAUGGUCCAAUUUCAGGCCACGGACUGGACGCAAGCGGCGAACGGCAAAUCAAGGUCAUUUAUACAUUGCGCUCGACAAAAUGUAAAGUCCGACCAGAAAUAUAUGAUCAUUGUCAAGAGGGCGCUGUUAUUCUCAUGUAUAGGGUGACAGUUCAGUUUAGUAUGAAAAAUUUAGUUCCAAUGAAAUUCCGCAAUAUGGCGCGUGAUCAU
Messenger RNA from Cydia pomonella (codling moth), 6145 nucleotides. It is a transcript of the gene Nprl3, whose product is annotated as GATOR complex protein NPRL3. The record is from RefSeq and is a predicted model, not a curated record. Gene Ontology annotation, cellular component: GATOR1 complex. NCBI's taxonomy places the organism in Eukaryota, Metazoa, Arthropoda, Insecta, Lepidoptera, Tortricidae. The transcript has 10 exons. Gene Ontology annotation, biological process: negative regulation of TORC1 signaling; cellular response to amino acid starvation; positive regulation of autophagy. The coding region runs from base 354 to 2669 and encodes 771 amino acids.